Molecule: messenger RNA, 1383 nt
Organism: Racocetra persica
Lineage: Eukaryota; Fungi; Glomeromycota; Glomeromycetes; Diversisporales; Gigasporaceae
Source: the annotation of a GenBank genome assembly
AAUUAUGAAGUCACUGCUAAGAAAUUUCAGGAACAACGUGAAGCUCUUUUAAAAGACUUUGAACAGGGUGUUGAGACUGGUCACAAGGUGCUAUCUGGAAUUUUUGGACGUUUGUUUCUAAAAGAAGCUCGGGGAUUGAUAUCGGAAACUUUAGCAUUGAAGAAACAAGAUGCUUUUUUGCAAUCAAUAGAUAAGGGAAAGACAGAGAUUGUGAAAAAAAAGAAAAUAGAUAAAGAUGCUGGUAAUAGUGCAUCACAACCUGUGGACAAUUCUAUUUCAACUGAAGUUUCAAAAAAGAGCAAAAAGAAAAAGCGAAAGAGUGUACCUACAUCUUCAUCUAGUGAUAAUCAACCAGUUACUAUACAGCAUGAUAAUUUAAUGUCGUCACAAGAACCUGAACCUCAAUCGAAUGAUCCUUCUACAUCACAAGAUUCUUGCCAUGCUGAAGAACAAAAAACUUUAAUAGACACGAUGACAGACGAUAAUUUAAACAAUAAUACAAAUUUCACUCAGUCUAUAAACUUGGAAAGCACAGUCAAACCUCCAAUCUUAGAUUCAUCGCAAGUUUUCCAAGAACCACAAACUACGUAUCCAGAUGAAUUUCAAGACAAUGGUUUGAACAAUAAUAAUAAGUCUUUCGACGGGGAAAAUAUGGCAAAGUCUCCAGUUUUAGAUUCAUCGCAAGAUCUUUCAGUACCUCGUCCACACGAAUUUCAAGAACCUCCCCAGCGUCGUAUUUCUACACCACCUGGCCUUAAUACGAACACGAACACAUUGCGAUUGAAUCAGUGCCCUAUUACCAAAGGGAAUUCAACACCCGAAGGUUUUAUGGACCUCGAUAAUUUUAGUAGAGCAGAUUUAAUCUUACUUGUUCAAAAUCUAUUAAGCGAAAAAACACAAUUGGUUAAAACUCUUGUUUCUAUGCAGCAAGAAGUAAAGGCUGUUACGGAUCGUUACACUAAUUUGGUGGAGAUGAGCAGAGAACGAGAAUUUCAAACUUUUCAAUUAUUUGAAGCACACAAAAAACUAGAAAUGGAUGAAGCAACAAAGUAUAUUCAAAAGCUGGAAGCGCGAAUUAGUCAACUAGAAAAAAAUAAAGUUAGAGGUAUUAACGGAGAAUAUGUAGAUCCAUGGCGUAGUCAUAUCGCCGGAUCUCGAUCAAACGUGAGGUGUGGAAAUUGUGGUGGUCAAAAUCAUAUAAGUCAGGAAUGUAUUACAGGAUGUCGUUAUUGUGGUGAUCUUGGACAUUUGAGCGAACUUUGUAGUUCAUCGAUGAAUGGCACUAAUCUGGAAAGUGAUAGAUUUUGUAAGGAUAAUGCAUGUCCUCCAAAUCUGAAUAAAAAUGAGGAUGUGAUAAGACAAAAUGGGCCACAAUUAUUUUAA